AUGUCUAGCGUGGCUCCUUUCGCCUUGAAACAGGCCUCACGAGCCUAUGCCCGCCGGCUGGCGGCGGCACAGCACGCCCUUCCGCGGCGGUCGCUCGCCACCCCUAGCUGUCGGACCUACGUCUCCGAGAGCAAGGCUGGAAAUGCCCAGGUUUCGGUCGACACGGCGAUCAAGCAGGAACAGAAGGAAUUUAUGAAGCAGACCGGUGUCAAGCCGCAGAAUGCUGAGCUUCCCGCCUCCGGUUUGUCCGGCGAUACCGCGAUGAGCCCGGCCGCGGGCAUCCUCAAACAGGCUACGAUUAUGGAUCAGGGAACCCGACCGAUCUACCUCGAUGCGCAGGCGACCACUCCGACCGACCCUCGUGUUCUGGACGCGAUGCUCCCGUAUCUCACCGGUAUCUACGGUAAUCCGCACUCACGGACACACGCGUACGGAUGGGAAUCGGAGAAGGCUGUUGAGCAGGCCCGUGGACAUAUCGCCAAGCUGAUUGGCGCCGAUGCGAAGGAAAUCAUCUUUACGAGUGGUGCGACGGAGAGCAACAACAUGAGCAUCAAGGGUGUGGCGCGGUUCUUUGGCCGAUCAGGAAAGAAGAAGCACAUCAUCACCAGCCAGACGGAGCACAAGUGUGUUCUCGACAGCUGCCGACACCUUCAGGAUGAGGGCUUUGACGUGACCUAUCUUCCUGUCCAGAACAACGGUCUGAUCAACAUUGAAGAUUUGGAGGCCGCUAUGCGCCCAGACACAGCUCUUGUCAGUAUCAUGGCUGUCAACAACGAGAUUGGUGUUGUUCAACCGUUGGAAGAGAUUGGAAAGCUUUGCCGCUCAAAGAAGGUCUUCUUUCACACCGAUGCCGCCCAGGCUGUGGGCAAGAUCCCGCUUGACGUCAACAAGAUGAACAUUGAUCUGCUGUCUAUUUCCAGUCACAAGAUCUACGGUCCCAAGGGAAUUGGUGCCUGCUACGUUCGUCGUCGACCUAGGGUUCGUCUUGAGCCGAUCAUUUCUGGCGGUGGCCAGGAGCGAGGUCUGCGCAGCGGUACUCUGGCUCCUCACCUGGUAGUUGGAUUCGGUGAAGCCUGUCGCGUGGCUGCAGAGGACAUGGAGUAUGACUCCAAGUACAUCACACGGCUAUCGAAGCGCCUCUCAGACGGUCUCCUGGCCAUGGAGCACACCUCACUCAACGGUGACCCCGAGCGCCGCUACCCUGGAUGUGUCAACGUCUCGUUUGCCUACGUUGAGGGAGAGUCUCUCCUCAUGGCUCUCAAAGACAUUGCUUUGUCAUCCGGUAGCGCGUGUACCUCUGCGUCCCUGGAGCCCAGCUACGUCCUUCGUGCGCUUGGCAGCAGUGACGAGAGCGCUCACAGCAGUAUCCGGUUUGGCAUUGGGCGAUUCACGACGGAGGCCGAGAUUGACUAUGUGCUAAAGGCUGUCCGGGAGCGGGUGGACUUCCUGCGGGAGCUGAGUCCGCUGUGGGAGCUGGUGCAGGAGGGUAUUGAUUUGAACACGAUUGAAUGGAGUGGACACUAA
Messenger RNA from Aspergillus mulundensis, 1524 nucleotides. Its product is annotated as IscS subfamily cysteine desulfurase. Gene Ontology annotation, molecular function: cysteine desulfurase activity; pyridoxal phosphate binding. Gene Ontology annotation, cellular component: mitochondrion; nucleus; cytosol. The transcript has 2 exons. The record is from RefSeq and is a predicted model, not a curated record. Bases 1 to 1524 code for a protein of 507 amino acids. NCBI's taxonomy places the organism in Eukaryota, Fungi, Ascomycota, Eurotiomycetes, Eurotiales, Aspergillaceae. Gene Ontology annotation, biological process: [2Fe-2S] cluster assembly.